AUGAGUUCUCAACAUAGGUAUGAAAAAACAAAUGCAUAUCGAGAAAACGAUGAAAACAUAAUACACAAUGAAAAUAGAAAAAAUAUAAAUCGUAGGAACGAUAAAAACUAUUAUGGUAGAAAUGAAAAAAGUGGUGAAAAAUUAAAAAACCAAAAAAAAAAAAGCACAUACGAUAGUAAGACUAAAACGAAGAUAUCGGAUGAAAAUGAAUAUACAGAAAGAGAGGAACAGACAAUUGUUUUAAAUAAAGAAAAUAAAUUAAUAGAUGAAAAAGUAAAAAUAAAAACAUUGAAAAUGGAAAAUAAAUUGGAGGAAGAUGGAAAUGAUAAUAAUAUAGACAAUAUGAAUGAUAAUAAUAUAGACAAUAUGAAUGAUAAUAAUAUAGACAAUAUGAAUGAUAAUUAUAUAGACAAUAUGAAUGAUAAUUAUAUGGACAAUAUGAAUGAUAAUUAUAUGGACAAUAUGAAUGAUCAGGAAGAAAAAAAUAGAAAGGAAAUUAAAGAAAUAGCUAAUCUUUGUUUAGAACAAAAUUUAAGUGUAAAUAGCGAAAAUAUUCUAAUAGUACGAAAAUUAAAAGAAAAAAGAAAACUAGAGGAAAGAAUAAAUAAAAAUGAAAAUAUAAAAAAUUUACAAGAGAAGAGAAGAAUUUUAGAAGAAAUUGAAUAUCAUGAAUGGGCAGACAGAGAAAAACGAAUAAAAGAAUUACAAGAAAAGAAAAUGAAUUUAUUAAAAAAGGUUCUUGUAGAUAGAGACAAAAAAAAAGCAAAUAAAAUAUUUUAUGAAGUAGAAAAAAUAGUACAGAAUAGAGAUAAAAAGAAAGAUGAAAUAAGAGAAAACUUUGAAAAAGAAAAAGCAAAAGAUAUGAGAAUAUUAUUUCUUGAAACAGGAAAUAACCUAAAAACAAUAUAUAAUGAAAAACAAGAUUUAAUAAAUCAAAUGAAUAAUUAUACAUCUAAUUUUUAUCUACAAUUAGAAAGAGAAGGAGUUGUUCCCAACAAAAUUAAUGAAAAUAUAAUAAACAAAAUAGAUAAUAAUUUGAAUGAUUUAAAAAAAUUAAAUGAAAUAAAAUCUACAUUAGAUGAAACAUCAUAUCAUAAUAAUAUUAGAUAUACCUUUAAAGGGGAAAAAUCAGAAGAACGUUUAAAAUAUGAAAAUAAGAAAAAUAAGAAAAUUAUUGAUACUUUUUAUAGAUAUUUAAAUAAAGAAGAAAAAAAAUAUUCAUCUGAUAAAUAUUCUACAAUUGAUAAUAGAAAAGUACAAAAAAAAAAAAAAACACAAUCUAUGAAAACUAUUUAUCCAAAUAUUAUGAUCAAAAAUAAAGAACAAGAUAGUUUUGAGAAAAAUGUUUUAUAUUUACAAAAUAUAUUAAGAGGUAAAGCUAUAAAAAUCUUAAUGAAUGAUGGAAAAAAUUCUUAUAGUGAUUUGAUAGAAGAAUUAAAAGCAUAUGAAAAAAUAGAUGAAUAUAGUGCACAAGAAAAAGAAUUUUUUGAAAAAGAAAAUUUCGAAGAAAUGAAAAUUGAUUCUUAUAUUGAAAAUGUUCAAGGUAAAUAUAUAUCAGAAUUGUUAGAUAAUUUAUCUAAAGAAUUAGAAAAAUAUGAAGAAGAAAGAAAAAUAGCUGUUCUUGUAAAAUAUGCUGAAAGAGAAAGAAGAUUAAAAGAAUGUAAAGAAAAAGGAAAAAGACAAGCAGAAUUUUUAUUAAGAGAAAAAGAAGAUUAUUUAUUUAAUGAAAUUAUGGGGUUAAAUAAUAAAACUGUAGAUUCAUAUUUAGAAGAUAUCCUAACAAAAACAAUUAAUGAUGUAUCUAAAGAAGAAGCCUUAAUCAAAACUAAAAUGAAAGCUGAACAAUUAAAUGAUAUAUAUAAUUCAUUAGAUAAUAAAAACGAUGAAAAUAAUAAAUUAAUAAUCAAAGAUUUAGUAGGAAACUUCAUCAUUCCAUAUGUGGAUAAAAAAAGAGGUGCAGAAUUUCAAGAAAUGGACCAAAAAAAAAACAACUGCGCCUCCAGUUUUGCAACACAGAAUGUUUUCUCAAAAAUUAAUCAAGCAUUCUAA
Molecule: messenger RNA, 2049 nt
Organism: Plasmodium falciparum 3D7
Lineage: Eukaryota; Apicomplexa; Aconoidasida; Haemosporida; Plasmodiidae
Product: putative MAATS1 domain-containing protein
Exons: 1
Coding region: 1-2049 (682 amino acids)
Cellular component (GO): axoneme
Source: RefSeq, a predicted model, not a curated record